Messenger RNA from Euleptes europaea (tarantolino), 4226 nucleotides. It is a transcript of the gene NCOA3, whose product is annotated as nuclear receptor coactivator 3. The record is from RefSeq and is a predicted model, not a curated record. Lineage: Eukaryota; Metazoa; Chordata; Lepidosauria; Squamata; Sphaerodactylidae. Gene Ontology annotation, biological process: cellular response to hormone stimulus; positive regulation of transcription by RNA polymerase II. Bases 7 to 4209 code for a protein of 1400 amino acids. The transcript has 21 exons. Gene Ontology annotation, cellular component: nucleus. Gene Ontology annotation, molecular function: nuclear receptor binding; protein dimerization activity.
AGCAGGAUGAGCGGAUUAGGAGAAAAUACCUUGGACGGCAUGACCAGUGAUUCAAGAAAGCGUAAGCCGUUGCCCUGUGAUACCCCGGGACCAGGUUUGAUCUGCAGUGGGGAGAAACGUCGACGGGAACAGGAAAGCAAAUAUAUUGAAGAAUUGGCUGAACUGAUAUCCGCUAACCUGAGUGACAUUGAUAACUUCAAUGUCAAGCCAGAUAAAUGUGCAAUUUUAAAGGAAACUGUUAGACAGAUACGGCAGAUAAAGGAACAAGGAAAAACAGCUUCUACAGAUGAUGAUGUCCAGAAGGCUGAUGUGUCUUCAACAGGUCAAGGUGUUAUUGACAAGGAUUCCCUGGGGCCUCUUUUAUUACAGGCAUUGGAUGGCUUCUUAUUUGUAGUCAAUCGAGAUGGGAACAUUGUGUUUGUAUCAGAAAACGUUACUCAGUAUUUGCAAUACAAACAAGAGGACCUGGUUAAUACAAGUGUUUACAAUAUCUUGCAUGAAGAGGAUCGGAAGGAUUUUCUUAAAAAUUUACCCAAAUCUGCAGUGAAUGGCGUUUCUUGGACCAAUGAAGCACCUAGACAGAAGAGUCAUACAUUUAACUGUCGCAUGAUGGUGAAAACCAUGCAUGAUCUUCUGGACGAUGUAGGGAGCAACCAGGAGUCACAUCAGCGAUUUGAAACCAUGCAGUGUUUUGCUUUGUCUCAGCCAAGAGCUAUGAUGGAAGAAGGAGAAGAUUUGCAAUCCUGUAUGAUAUGUGUGGCCCGUCGUAUUUCUACAAUGGAAAGGGUGUUUUCACCAAUCACAGAGAGCUUUGUUACCAGGCAUGACCUUUCAGGUAAACUGGUUAACAUAGAUACAAACUCCCUAAGGUCUAUGAGACCUGGAUUUGAAGAUACAAUUCGUCGUUGUAUUCAGAGAUUUUUAUGUGCAAAUGAAGGACAGCCAUGGUCAAAUAAACGCCACUAUCAAGAAGCUUAUAUUCAAGGUCACUCCGAAACUCCCCUCUAUCGGUUCUCCUUAGCAGAUGGAACGCUAGUGACAGCACAAACCAAAAGUAAACUGUUCCGAAACCCAGUUACCAAUGACCGGCAUGGAUAUAUCUCCACCCAUUUUCUUCAAAGAGAACAAAAUGGAUAUCGACCAAAUCCCAGUCCGAUGGGACAGAGCAUCAGAGCACCUUCGACGGGGAACACAAAUUCAGUCGGUGGUGUGAUGAGUAUGUCACCUGGGCAAAACAUGCCUAUGCAGAUUAGGAACUACGGCAUGGGAGAUCCCAACCUAAUGGGACAGAUGGGCGGUGCUAGAUAUGGCGGUCCCGGAAAUAUGGGAUCAAUGAACUCUGGACAACAGAUGCAGUCUUCUCCCUAUCAGAGCAAUAGCUAUGGAUUGAAUAUGAGCAGUCCACCACACGGCAGCCCAGGCUUAAAUUCCAGUCAGCAGAAUUUAAUGAUGUCUCCUAGGAAUCGCGGGAGCCCAAAAGUGAACUCACACCAGUUUUCCCCUGUAGCAGGUGUGCACUCUCCAAUGGGAUCUGCCAGCAACACAAGCAGCAACAACUUUUCAAGCAGCUCGCUUAGUGCUCUUCAGGCCAUCAGUGAGGGCGUUGGAACUUCCCUUCUUUCUACGCUGUCUUCACCAGGACCGAAACUAGACAAUUCUCCAAAUAUGAAUGUUGCGCAGCCGAGUAAAAUGGGGAACCAGGAUUCUAAAAGCCCUCCUGGGUUGUUUUGCGAACAAAAUCAAGUGGAGAGUUCAAUGUGUCAGUCAAACAACAGGGAGUCCCUUAGUAACAAAGAUAUCAAAGAGGAGAACCUCGAAGGCUCGGAGCAAAGGGGACCGCUUGAGAGCAAAGGCCAUAAAAAACUUCUUCAGUUACUGACUUGUUCCUCAGAGGAGAGAGGGCAUUCAGCACUGUCAAACUCCCCCUUGGACUCUAGUUGCAAAGAACCUUCCACGAAUGCCACCAGCCCUUCCUCAGGAGUUUCCUCUUCUACCUCAGGAGGGGUGUCGUCUUCGUCCAAUAUACAAGAGAAGCAUAAGAUUUUACAUAAGUUGUUAAGGAAUGGUAAUUCUCCGGCAGAAGUAGCCAAAAUCACAGCAGAAGCCACUGGUAAAGAUCCAUACCAUGAUAACAACAGCUCAGCUUCCUGUGGUGAAGGAGUGGUCAAGCAGGAACAGCUGAGUCCAAAAAAGAAAGAGAACCAUGCUCUGCUCAGAUAUUUGCUUGAUAAGGACGAUGGAAAGGAUCUUUCGAAAGAGAUAAAACCUAAAAUGGAAUGUUUGGACAGCAAAAUGGGACAGUGCAGCAGUUCCGCCAUGCCUACUUCGAGCCAAGAUAAAGAGAUUAAAAUAAAAACAGAACCCACAGACGAGAUGGGUGGUGAUUUGGUCGAUAAUUUAGAUGCAAUUUUGGGUGAUCUGAGUAGCUCAGAUUUUUGCAGUAAUCCUAUGACUAUGAAUGGGAAUAAUAUGGGGAACAAGCAACUCUUGAGUCAAGGAAAUCCACCACUGGGUAUGAGAAGUCCGCAAUCUGUGCAGACCGCCCGUCCUCCUUUCAACAGAGCCAUGUCUUUAGACAGUCCUGUAUCUGUGGGCUCAAGCCCGUCUGCAAGAAAUGUCAAUGCGUUUUCCAUGUUACAAAAGCAAAGCAUGAUAGCUGGAAGUCCAAGAAUGAUUGAAAAUCAGGACAGUUUUGGAGCGAAUAUAGGUGGCUCAAACAGAAAUGUGUCUGUGAAUCAGAAUUCCGGAGGCGACUGGAACCUGCAGAACCCAAAGGUUAGCAGGAUGGAACCGACGGGUUCGGCUCCGGUGGCCAGGCCAGGACCAGACUGCAACCCAUCGCUUUCCAGGUCCACAAUGGGAGGGUCCAUGCCUGGUUUGCCCAUGAGGUCAAACAGCAUGCCGGGCACCAGAUCUAUGCUCCAACAACAAAUGAUCCACAUGAGACCAAAUGAUAUUAAUAUUGGUAUGGGAGGAAAUCCUUAUGCACAUCCAGGACCAUCUAACCAGUCAAGUGCAUGGCCAGAAAAUAUGUUAUCUAUGGAGCAAGGGCCUCGAGGCUCACAAACCAGACCGCUAGUUCGAAAUACUUUGGAUGAUUUCUUAUAUAAUGUUCCGAAUGUCGAAGGCCAAAGUGAUGAAAGGGCUCUUCUAGACCAACUUCACAUGCUGCUGAGUAAUACAGAUGUCACCAGCCUGGAAGAAAUUGAUAGAGCCUUAGGGAUUCCUGAUCUUGUAAAUCAAGGGCAAGCUUUGGAACCCAAGCAAGAAUCAUUUCAUGGCCAAGAAUCCGCAGUAAUGAUUGACCAGAAGCCUCCCGUGUACGGUCAGCCAUACCAGGGGCAGGGGGCAGCAAUGCCAGCGGGUUUUGCUGCCAUACAGGGCCAGCAGCCGUCCUUUAACUCUGUGAUGAAUCAAAUGAACCCACAGAACAAUUUCCCGAUGCAAAAUAUGCAUCCCAGAGCCAGCAUGAUGAGGCCCAGAACGAACGCGCCAAAGCAACUUCGCAUGCAGCUCCAGCAAAGACUUCAAGGGCAGCAGUUUUUGAAUCAGACGCGUCAGACAUUGGAUAUUAAAAUGGAGAACCCCAACCCUGGUGGUGCGUCGGUGAUGAGGCCUGUUAUGCCUCCCCAAAUGGGGUCACAGCAAGGCUUCCUUAAUGCUCAGAUGGUGGCUCAGCGAAACAGAGAGCUAAUAAGUCACCACAUCAGACAGCAAAGGAUGGCAAUGAUGAUUCAGCAGCAGCAGCAGCAGCAGCAACAACAGGCCUUCAGCCCCCCUCCAAACGUCACGGCCUCGGGCAGCAUGGACGGUUCUUUCGCAGGCCCUCCGAUGGCUCCAGUCCCGCCCCAGCAGUUUUCCUACCCAGCGAAUUACGGAAUGAACCAGCAGCCAGAUCCAUCUUUCAACAGGGUAUCAAGCCCUCCAAAUUCCAUGAUGGCUCAAAGAAUUGGACCGUCUCAAAAUCCGAUGAUGCAGCACCCUCAGGCGGCCGCAAUGUAUCAGUCCCCUGAGAUGAAGGGCUGGCCAUCAGGAAGCAUGGCCAGGAGCAGUUCUUUUCCACAGCAGCAGUUCAGUCAUCCAGGGAACCCUGCAACCUACAAUAUGAUGCACAUGAAUGGCAGUGCUGGUCACAUGGGACAAAUUAACAUAAAUGCAAUGCCUAUGUCAGGAAUACCCAUGGGGCCAGACCAGCAGAAAUACUGCUGACACCUACAACUGCAGAC